This is a messenger RNA of Symbiodinium sp. CCMP2592, 1980 nucleotides long. NCBI's taxonomy places the organism in Eukaryota, Dinophyceae, Suessiales, Symbiodiniaceae. The record is from the annotation of a GenBank genome assembly.
AUGUUGGCUGAAGGCUUUCGCCUGUCUGAACCGGUGGCCAUACCUCCGGUGCAGGUGCCGGAGCCCGUGGAGGAGGAUUUCCAGCAGAAGGAGAUCUUCUCCCUGCUGAAGGAGGCUACAGAUCUCAGGAGGCAGCAGCAGCGACUCGAGAUGCAGAUCUCGCAAGCGCAGGAUGCCAACGCGAGUCUGCAGAGUUCGUGGAGCGCGCUGUCCCGGGUCUCUACAACUCUCGCAUUUGGCUCUGGGCCGAGCCCGAAGAAGGAGGGCGACGCCGCUUGGCCGGAAGAUCGGCUGGAGAAGGGCGAGGCCGAUGUUUCAACUGCUGCGCCGCUGGAGGGCAGCGAGGUUCUGAUCACCUCGCAGCUCACACUCGCGAGGGAAGCGCACGAGGCCGCCCUUCGCCUUUGCGAGGCGGAGGCCGCGGUGAGCACCCUGCAAGCGGACUCCGAAGCCUUGGAGAAGCAGAGCCGGCAGAUCGAGGAAGAGGUCCAAGAGAUGGCUGGACCGCUCAAGGAGCUGGAGGCUUUGAGGGAGGAAGGCUCCCGGCGCGCCGAGCGAUUGGAGGCGCUGAAGAGCCGUGAGGAGGCGACUCUGCAGGCCCUGGCAGAGCUCUCCACGAAGCGCCUUGCGCUUCAGGAGGCAGCUGGGAAGCUGCAGGAGGAGUUGCAGGAAACCUCUGCCAAGGAACUGCCCCAGGUGGCCAAGCGGCGACGCGAGGCGGACUUGGAGGCACAAAGAGCUCAGCAAGCACAUGCGGAAGCUAAGAAUCGAUGGAAGACAGAGGUGCAGAUGUGCCAAAGUGCACUUCAAGCUGAAGAGAAGCAGCUCGCACGGUUGCUGGCGCGCAAAGAAUCUACCGCACUGGCAGCCGGGGAAGGGCAGCAGGCCUGCUCAGUGCUGAGCAGAUCACUGGCUGACGUGCGCCAGGAGCACGCGCGUCUUCUGAGCUGGAAGCAGGACAUAGCAGAGGGCCGCCCGCCGAUACCUCGGACAGACCGGCCAUUUGGCUUUGCUCUGGAUUUGUCGUCUGCUGCUGGGCGACUUCACAACGUGAGCUAUUUCGAUGCCGAAAAGGCGGAAGAGCUGAAGUCAUGGUUGGAAGCGAUCGAAGGUUGGAUAGCAGCUGCAGCAUGGCAAGCGGGAGACGUUGUCUGCGUGACUGAGCCGUUCAUGACAGACUCCGAAGACCAAGUCAAACUGGAGCCUGACAUGACUGGCAUUCUCGUGAAGCUCGAUGAGCAUGACGAUGCCUUCCUGGAGUUUGAUGCCUUCGAUGCGAGACAGUGGGUCUUCCAGAAGAACCGGCAGAAGCUGAAACGGCUGGUGGAUUCCGAUGCAAAGGACGUUUUCUUGGACAUUGUGCCACAGAAUGACAUCAUUAUGCACUGGGCUUUACGAGUCGUGGGGACCAAGGCUUCGCGGUGCUACGAGUUCGAGGCCGACGGCGUCAUCAUGGGCAAGCGAACGGCUCUCGACAAGGGCCUUCCCAUCAGCUCACAGAAGCUGGAAGGUCGUACUACAAAGACUCACCGGGAGAUUUCCCAAUGGUGCACACAGUUCGGCGCGGAUCACAGCUACGAUGCAGCCGGCAACAACAUCUUCGGAGGAAAGAACUGCCAGGACUUUGCCGUGGAGCUGUGCACCUACAUGGGGAUUGACAAGGAGCAGCUGCCGUUCAGACAGGCUGAGCAGGUCAAGACCGUCCUUGGUGCUGGUGCAUUCGUGGCUGCCGACGCGGCGCUGGGCACCGGGCUUGUUGCAGCUGGAACGGGCCUUGUUGCCGGAGCCCUGGACUUGGGCAUUGGCGUCGCUGGUGCAGCUGCCGGGGCCGCCAUGAGCCCGGGUGUGCUCGCUGCUGCUGCGGCAGUAGGCGUGGGCUACGCUUCAGGUGUCAUCACGCCGGAGUCCAUUCCGACCUUCGGCUUCGAGAGUGAGAAGCCGGUGCAAAGUCCUGAGGCGACCGAGCAAAGCUCGAGUUGA